UCGAAUACAAGCAUGGCAGCGAAUCUGGAAGAGCUGAAUUUAAGUGCCGAUGAAUUGGAUCGAUUCAGCAAUGCCUUUAAAGAUGAGAAGUUUCGGGAGAUGUUCUUGCAGUAUGCUGAGGAAAUUAACGACCCAGAGAACCGUAGAAAAUACGAGGAGGAGAUUUCACUCAUGGAACAGGAAAGAGGAAUGGACAUUCAGUUCAUCCAUCCUCAACCCGGCCAUGUCCUUCUGACAAGUAUAGACGGCGUCCAAACAUGUUACCUCAACAUCUGCAGUAAUGAGCUUAUUCAGAAGCCUGAAUGUAAACCUGGGAGAGAGAGGGGAAAACAUGCUGGGCAGCACUGGGCUCUACCAUACAGCCUAGCACCUGGCAAAGAAGAUCUAGGAAAAGGGGGCAACAAGCAUAUGAUUUAUGACGUGGUUUUCCACCCAGACACUCUGUAUAUAGCAAGUAAGAAUGAAAAGUUUAAGAAAAUGGUUGAUUCUACUGCAUUGGAGGCAGUAUCUAAGCAGUUUAAUGUCGAACUUGAUCACAAAAAUGUUAAAACAUUGAGCGUGAAAUAUAAAGGUGUUCCACAAGCAUCUGUUCUUCGCAAACCUCGCCCUGGUGUCACUCAGAAACCAGAGGAUCCAAAUAAUCCUUUAUAUUUUCCCUAUCCUUAUGGUUCUCCAGGUAUAGCAGAUCCAGCAGGAAGGAAAACUUGUACAAAACCACUUAAAGAGAGCAAACUGAAUUCUGUUGCCGGGGAUAAAAGGGAUGCAACACUUAAAGCUGAAGCUACUGUGCCACAUUAUACAAUUCGACAUAGAACAUAUGUGGAUCUACAAGAUUAUAGAGGUUCUAGAGACUCUACGCCCAGCCCAAUACCCAAAGAACUGGUAAUAACUAUAGAUUUGCCAUUAGUGAAGUCAUCUGCAGAUGUCUCUCUUGACAUUGCAGGUAAGCAGCUAAGCUUAGAGUCUGAAACGCCUGCUUAUAAGCUGCAGCUAACACUUCCAUAUCCUGUAGAUGAAAAUAAAGGCAAAGCACAGUUCAACAAGGCCAAAAAACAGCUAGUCAUUACUGUGCCUGUAGUUCAGGAGAAUUAUCAGAUUCAAAUGCAGGGUCAGGAGUCAGAGACAAUAGAAGAUGAGACCAAUGAAGCACUUCCAAAUCAGUUGGUGGCUAAGAAUUCGGGAAAUGAAGAAAGUGAAUGCCAUUCAGCAUGUAAGCCAUCCAGUAAAUUAUUCUGUGAUUAUGAAAAGGUACACGAUGCUAUCUCAGAAUCUGUUAAAGAAAUUGCAAUAACAGGAGUAUGUAAGUCACCCAGUACCUUGUCAACUGAUGUUGGAAUAGUAACAGAGACAACAUCUGAGUCUUCUGGUGAAACAAUAGGAUGUAAGCCAUUAGAAACAUUAGCAAAUCAUGAUGAAAAAACAUCAGAAGCAACUUCUGAAACCACUGGGGAAACAUCAUGUGAUAAACCAUCCAAUACCUUUUCCAAUGGUAAUGAGAAAGUACUAGAUACAACAUGUAAUUCAUCAACUACCUUAUUCUGUGAUGGUGAUAACUCACUAGAAGGGAUUUCUCAGUCUGUUGAAAAAACAGCAAUAUGUAAGCCAUCCAAUAUCAUAUCAAGUGAUGAUGAUAAAACACAGGGAUCAGCCCUUCAGUCUGUUUCAGAAACAGCAAUACAUAAGCCAUGCAAUACUUUACCAAGUAAUGAAAACGCAAAAGGAGCAAUCUGCGUAUCUAUUGGGGAAACAGCAAUAUGUGACCCAUGCAAUAAGAUAUACAGUGAUGGUCACAGAGCACAAGAAGCAAACUCUGAAUCUAUUGGAGAAGCAACAACAUCAUCAGAUAAGGUUUAUACAGGGAAAACCGAAACCUUAUUACCAGUAGCACUGUCAGGAUUACAAGGGAAUAUUGAUAAAGAAAAUACCUUAGCUGAAAGUGUGUGUCCUACUUUCACAUGUACACAAGAUACCACAUCACUAACUUUAAUUAUACAUGUUAAAGACAUAGAGGAAAGCACUAUAGAGACAGAAGUGGGCAUCGAUCAGUAUCAGAUUUCUUUUUCUACAAAGCAUGCAAGUGGCCAUUAUAUUUUGAUUCUGCAGUUUCAAGCCUCACAAAAAGUCAAUGACAUUGAAAACUCUGUUAGUAUCUCUAAAUAUAAUGCAGUUAUAGGACUGACAAAAUCAAGUGAAAGCUUUGGACUUUGGGAAAAGAUAUAUUAUGGCAACAACAAGGACCACUUACAGGAAAGAAAAUUUAUCAGUGAAGAGACCAUUCAAGAAUUAAUGGAAGAACCUCUUCAACAACCACUUUCUGCUUUGACAAAUCAAGGUGACCAGCUAUCUUUUGAGGUUCUUGAAAUGACAGAGGAAAGAACCCAUAUCAGGAUAAGUAAACCAGAAACAGAAAAAGAGGAACAAAGUGCAGAUCUAGCUGAGAUAAAAAAUACUCUAAACGCUGAGUUAAAUAUUACACACAAUGCUGCCGUAACAGAGGACGAACUUCAAAAGUCACCUGCUGAAGAUAAAAACACUGUGGACUUAUCUGGUCAAGUGUGUGACUGUGUUGAGCAGCAGGAGGACAUUUUGGUAACUGCAGAGUCACAGUGUGAAAAGGAACUAAAGAAUUUUGGAUCAAGGGCAAUAACAGAUCAAAACAUUACAAAUUCUAGUGUAGGAAUGAAUGUUGUGUGUUCUAAAGCCAAAGAGGAGAUAUUACAGUGUAAAGAGCUUGACGAAGAUGACCUGCCGGAUGAUACAGAAUGCACAAGCACUCUAGCAAGUAGUGAACGCUCAUCCCAAAUCUUAAAGGAAAUUCAGAAAGAUGGGAGUGAGCACGCCAUCACAGAUCACACCGCACACUGCGCAUUCGUAUUCCAAAACUCAUUAUUAUAUGAUUUAGACUAAUAUGUUUUUAAAGUGGUAAAAAGAUUUACUAAACCAUAUUUAAAGCUAACUCUCAUGAAAAAUGUGUAUUAUAACGUAAAAUGAUUAAUCAGUGGUACUGAUUGACACUUUUUACUCUUCAUGACACUUAGCUUUAUUGGUUUGCAUUUUCAAUUUCUGGUUUUGAUAAACAACAUUCUAGUAUACAAAUAAAAUUUGUUAGAAUAUA
Molecule: messenger RNA, 3115 nt
Organism: Bombina bombina (fire-bellied toad)
Lineage: Eukaryota; Metazoa; Chordata; Amphibia; Anura; Bombinatoridae
Gene: DNAAF2
Product: dynein axonemal assembly factor 2
Exons: 3
Coding region: 13-2907 (964 amino acids)
Biological process (GO): axonemal dynein complex assembly
Cellular component (GO): cytoplasm
Source: RefSeq, a predicted model, not a curated record